Messenger RNA from Cynocephalus volans (Philippine flying lemur), 1800 nucleotides. It is a transcript of the gene SRRM4, whose product is annotated as serine/arginine repetitive matrix 4. Gene Ontology annotation, biological process: neuron maturation; regulation of RNA splicing; mRNA processing. Gene Ontology annotation, molecular function: mRNA binding. Gene Ontology annotation, cellular component: nucleus. The coding region runs from base 1 to 1800 and encodes 599 amino acids. The transcript is spliced from 13 exons. NCBI's taxonomy places the organism in Eukaryota, Metazoa, Chordata, Mammalia, Dermoptera, Cynocephalidae. The record is from RefSeq and is a predicted model, not a curated record.
AUGGCGAGCGUCCAGCAAGGCGAGAAGCAGCUUUUUGAGAAGUUCUGGCGAGGAACCUUCAAAGCAGUGGCCACUCCGCGUCCCGAGAGCAUCAUUGUCGCCAGUAUCACGGCCCGCAAGCCACUGCCAAGGUCAGAGCCCCAGAGCAGCCCUGUGGUCCCAGCUCAGGAUGGGCCCUCAGAAAAGCUGGGUCAGCAUCUGGCCACUGAGGCCUUGGGCACCAACAGCUGGGAGAGAGACAAGGCCUGCCGGGAGCUGGGUCCUGCCAGAGCACACAGUGCCUCUCGUGACAAAGACAUAACACCACUGCCAUCCUCCAGGGGAAAGAAGAAAAAGAAGAAAUCCACCAGGAAGAAGAGAAGGAGGUCCCCAUCCUAUAGCCCGUCGCCUGUCAAGAAAAAGAAGAAGAAAAGUUCCAAGAAACAUAAGCGACGCAGGUCAUUCUCCAAGAAGAGAAGGCACAGCUCCUCUAGCCCAAAAAGCAAAAGAAGGGAAGAGAAGAGGCACAAAAAACAAUCUCGAAGCCGGCCCCGAAAGUCUCACCGCCACCGCCAUCACCGCUGCCCCUCACGGUCCCAGAGCUCGGAGUCCCGCUCCUCAAGCUGUGAGAGCAGGCACCGAUGCCGGUCCCCUGAGGAAGGGCGGAAGUCCCGCCGAAGGCACACCCGCCGCUGCUCCAAGACCCUCUGCAAGGCCAGCCCUAAGGCCCAGUCCAGCCACCCACCCAGCCAGCCCCUCCAGAUGCUCAGCUUCUUGUCAGCCAGGGGUGUAAUCACUGGGUCGGGGUCUGCUGCUGACCUCUUUACCAAAACAGCCAGCCCGCUCACCACCUCCCGAGGACGCUCCCAGGAGUAUGACUCAGGCAACGACACGUCCUCGCCACCCUCCACGCAAACCAGCUCAGCCAGGUCUCGGGGCCAAGAGAAGGGGAGCCCCAGUGCGGGCCUAAGCAAGAGCCGGGAGCUCAACAGCGGCAACACCUCCGAUUCAGGGAACUCUUUCACCACCUCCUCACCCCAGAACAAGGGGGCCAUUUUGGAGAAUCUCUCCCCCACCAGCAGGGGCAGGGAGACAAGAGGAUUUCAAUCACCAUGUCUGGAAUGCACCGAGGUGAAGAAGUCCAGUUCGGGCCCAUCCACAACCCGGAGCUCCCCUAUGAAAGGGUGCUCCCGAAGCUCCUCCAAUGCCAGCACUCACUCCUCCAGCCACUCUUCCCGAUCUCCAAAUCCCAGGACCUCCCCCAGGUACACCCGGAGCCGAUCCACCUCCUCCGAAAAAAGGUCCUACUCCCGCUCUCCCAGCUAUUCCUCCAAGUCUGGCAAGAGGAGCCCGCCUAGCAGAAGCUCUCGAUCCCGCCGCAGCCCCAGCUACUCCCGCUACAGCCCCAGCAGGGAGCGGGACCCCAAGUACAAUGAGAAGGACUCGCAGCAGCGGGAGCGCGAGCGAGCGCGUCGGAGACGUCGGUCCUACUCGCCCAUGAGGAAGCGCCGGAGAGACUCCCCGAGCCACCUGGAGGCCCGGAGGAUAACAAGUGCCCGGAAACGCCCCAUCCCCUAUUAUCGGCCUAGCCCCUCUUCGUCCAGCAGCCUCAGCAGCACCUCGUCCUGGUACAGCAGCAGCAGCAGCCGCUCAGCGACCCGCAGCUACUCCAGGAGCCGGAGUCGCAGCCGGAGCCGGAGCAGGACCCGCACUAGCAGCAGCUCCAGCUCUCGCAGCCCCAGCCUGGGCUCCCGGAGCCGGAGCCAUAGCCGGAGCAGGAGCUACAGCUCAGCAGACAGCUACUCCAGCACGAGGCGCUAA